AUGAGCCAGAACCAAGGCAGACAAACAAACGACCCACUCACGCCGCGUGAAUCAGCCCUUGCCAAAGAACUCAAACAACUACGCUCAAUCAAUACAAAGUUAACCUCAAUGGUGACGGCAAUAGAUUCAGUCAAAUCGAACAUGGCGGAGUUCAAUAAUGGCACUGCCAACGCUCUAAUCAUGAUGAAUAAAUGGAGCGACAUUAUAGCCCAAGCUAGUUUUACUCACGAAAUGCUCAAUAAUACCCAAUGGAACCCGCAAGAAGAAGAAGAAGAAGAAGAGGAAGAAGAAGGUGAUGAUAAUGGCUAUGACUCUGAGGGGAGGUAUUUGGAAUCACAAGACACACUCAGUUUCCAAGCACAGGAUAAGAACGAUGACGCUGAACUUGAAUUGCUACUGCGUAAAUUGAUGAAUUAUGAACUGGAAAAUUUGGCCUUGAACAAACGCUUGGAAAAGGAAGUGAUGGCAAAACAGGAGAGAAGGAAUACAGUGGAUGAAAUUGCUAACAAAAGAAGACGCGAGUUGGGACUAUUUGAUGGCCCGAGUUUGAAGAGGAAGCCAAUACGAUAG
Molecule: messenger RNA, 570 nt
Organism: Lodderomyces theae
Lineage: Eukaryota; Fungi; Ascomycota; Pichiomycetes; Serinales; Debaryomycetaceae
Gene: DUO1
Product: Duo1p
Exons: 1
Coding region: 1-570 (189 amino acids)
Biological process (GO): mitotic cell cycle
Cellular component (GO): DASH complex; mitotic spindle
Source: RefSeq, a predicted model, not a curated record